This is a messenger RNA of Symbiodinium natans, 345 nucleotides long. Lineage: Eukaryota; Dinophyceae; Suessiales; Symbiodiniaceae. The record is from the annotation of a GenBank genome assembly.
AUGGUGGAAAACCCACACGACACGGACUCCGAGAUUUACGUUGGUCUGACAGGCAGUUCACCUCUACGUCUCCCUGAUUCCAAAGCCCACAAACUGCUCAUGCCACCAGGAACACCCAAUGUAGUUCUUCUACGAUGGAAUGCACGCAGCAUGCAGCUGGAUUUGAACGGCAUGAUCCUUUGUCGGGCAUGGCUGCAUGCCGAAGCAGAGAACGCGCCGGCGCCGUUCUCAUUUAUUUUUGUAUGGAUUUUCUUGCGGCAAGAAAGAACACAGCAGGCGCCUGUCUUGCUGCCCAUGCUGACUCCAGUGGCGUCUGACGUGCAGCCACGGCCAAUUCUGGUGUAG